Molecule: messenger RNA, 1011 nt
Organism: Exophiala dermatitidis NIH/UT8656
Lineage: Eukaryota; Fungi; Ascomycota; Eurotiomycetes; Chaetothyriales; Herpotrichiellaceae
Exons: 2
Coding region: 1-1011 (336 amino acids)
Source: RefSeq, a predicted model, not a curated record
AUGGCGCAAGCCCCGCCUCCUUUCGGCCGGAAGUCCUCAGCACCAUGGGAUCGAUUGCGGCCAGUGAAACAGGAUCCCCUGGAGAGUAUGGGGUUUGUGUCUAAGGGCGAUAAUCGGCUUCUCGAUCCCAAAGCACAGGAGAAUUUCUACAACAAAAUUGUUGCUCGGUAUAUGCAGUUUUGCACCCGGCAUUCCAAGGAUCUCGACAAUGCAUUUGGUUCACUUUCACUUGAGGACUCACAAGGACCUUCUUCGGAACCAGCGAGAAAGCCUCCCGGCCAGCCCCUCGGAAAUGACCAGAAGCGUCCUAUUCCUUCACCAACGGGACAGAAGAUCCCAGCGAGCGGUCAGGCAGGCGAUGUCUCUGGCCCGUCACCGUCGAGCGAGCUGUCUACUAUCCUGCUAGCGCUCCGAAAAUUACGAGAAGGGCUUCUGGCAAGCCCAGCAACAGCACGAUCCCCAGUCUUUUCUCAGCGUGUUCAUGUGUUCAAUAUCAGAGCAGCGAUCCUGGCUCAUCAUCCACCUGGAUAUCACCCUUCACUCUUGCAUCUGCUGUUCGUGCUGCAUACCCCUGCGCACCCCCUUCCGCGAUCCGAAUUGGUCGAGAUGACCACUUAUCUCAUCCUAGAUACCGCCCUUCGACAGAAUGAUCUAGGCAAGGCUUACUCUCUAAGAUACAACAGCCGGCUGAAAUUCGGAUACCAUAGCAGGACCGUUGACAGCAUACUGAGAUCCGUUGUCCGGGGCGACUGGGUCGGCUUUUGGCACGUGCGGCAGAAGGUCGAUGGCUAUGUGCGAGCACUUCUAUACUGGUUCCUCGAAACCCAGCGCAAACAAGCUCUCAAAGCAAUCGGGCGAGCAUACUAUACCUGCGACAUCAACUGGAUCCUCCAAAGCGCCACUGGAGGCGAACUCAGCUGGGAGGAACUCGUCAAAACAGAAGAUGUGGGCUGGGUACGAGACGGUGACAGGGCAAUCAUCCGAAAGCCGAAGUCCAAGCCCGCUAAGUGA